This is a messenger RNA of Seriola aureovittata, 2618 nucleotides long. RefSeq names its product T-box transcription factor 5a (gene tbx5a). Gene Ontology annotation, molecular function: DNA-binding transcription factor activity, RNA polymerase II-specific; RNA polymerase II cis-regulatory region sequence-specific DNA binding. The record is from RefSeq and is a predicted model, not a curated record. Lineage: Eukaryota; Metazoa; Chordata; Actinopteri; Carangiformes; Carangidae. The transcript is spliced from 8 exons. Gene Ontology annotation, cellular component: nucleus. Gene Ontology annotation, biological process: regulation of transcription by RNA polymerase II; positive regulation of DNA-templated transcription; pattern specification process. The coding region runs from base 9 to 1586 and encodes 525 amino acids.
CUUCUGUCAUGGCGGACCAAGAGGAGACUUUUGGCCUCCAAAACUCUCCUGGUGGCUCGGAUUCAAGGGAAGUACAGAGCGAUAAUAAAUCAGAGAAACAGAACGGGACCUCGAGCAAAUCACCAUCCUCACAGACAACUUACAUCCAGCAGGGAAUGGAGGGAAUAAAAGUCUACCUGCACGAGAGGGAACUGUGGAUGAAGUUUCACGAGGUGGGGACGGAGAUGAUCAUCACCAAAGCCGGAAGGCGAAUGUUCCCCAGCUUCAAAGUGAAGGUCACGGGACUAAACCCCAAAACCAAAUAUAUUCUCCUGAUGGAUGUUGUUCCUGCAGACGACCAUCGAUACAAAUUCGCCGACAAUAAAUGGUCUGUGACCGGGAAGGCAGAGCCCGCAAUGCCCGGGAGGCUCUACGUUCACCCGGACUCUCCCGCCACGGGGGCGCAUUGGAUGAGGCAGCUCGUCUCCUUCCAGAAGCUGAAACUGACCAACAACCACCUGGACCCGUUCGGACACAUCAUCUUAAAUUCGAUGCACAAGUACCAGCCGAGGAUCCACAUUGUGAAGGCGGAUGAAAAUAACGGCUUUGGCUCCAAAAACACGGCCUUCUGCACCCACGUCUUCCCCGAGACUGCCUUCAUUGCGGUUACAUCCUAUCAGAACCACAAGAUAACCCAGCUGAAGAUUGAGAACAACCCAUUUGCGAAAGGUUUUCGUGGAAGCGAUGACAUGGAACUGCACAGGAUGUCCAGAAUGCAAAGCACUAAGGAGUAUCCAGUAGUGCCUCGCAGUACAGUGCGACAGAGAGUGGGCUCCAGCCAGAGCCCCUUCAGCGGGGAGGUCCAGGGCAUGGGCACCCCGAGCACCCUGAGCUCCCAAUAUUCCCAGUGUGAGAACGGGGUCACAAGCACCUCACAGGACAUGUUGCCUCAGUCGGGCUCUUACCCCCUGCCACAUGAGCACAGCCAGGAGUACCACUGCAUCAAGAGGAAAGUGGAGGACGACUGCCACUCAGGUGAGCACAGCUAUAAGAAAGCCUACCUAGAGAGCUCGUCCAGUGAGGAGGACCAUUACUACCGCCCGGUCGGCUACGCCCAGAGCCUCGGCCUGGCCGGUGGGCCCUACCGCAGUGAAUCCAGCCAGCGGCAGGCCUGUAUGUAUGCCAGCGCAUCACAGGGCGCUGAGCCUGUUCCCAGUUUGGAGGACAUCAGCUGCAACACUUGGGCCAGCGUCUCACCCUAUGGGAGUUGUUCUGUCACCACCAUGCAGCCAAUGGAGCGGCUGCCCUACCAGCACUUCUCUGCUCACUUCACCUCAGGGUCUCUGGUGUCCAGACUCGGCGGGGUUGGGGGCCACGCCUCACCGCAGCUGGGCGACGGCCACCACGCAGCCAUGUACCAGAGCUCCAUGACCCACCAGACUCUGGGCCGCCAGUGCAGUCCUGGGGCCGGGAUCCAGUCCCCAACAGCCGGUUUACAGGGAAACGAGUACCUCUAUACACACGGCAUCCCACGUACAUUAUCGCCACACCAGUACCACACUGUACAUAGUGUCAGCAUCAUGCCAGAGUGGAACGAGAACAGCUAAAAGAGCUUUUUUUUUUUUUUCACCCUCAACAAGUGAAAACAUUAAGAGGAAAAACAAAAACAAAAAAGGACCAAAAUAAGGCGGGGUUUAGAUGAACUUAUAUUUAUAUUUUUAGAGAUGAAAUGAGAUCAAUGUUGGUCCACUGAGACAGCAGUGGAUAAUGAUGAGAUGACGUUGACUAGGAGAGCAAGCAUUUCAUCACUUAACCUGUUGCGAUAGCAUCUGCACUUACAAGAAAAUGACAUAAACUUGAACAAAGAGGAGCCGGACCAGAACUUGUGCAAAGACCUCUCAAGUGCAGAACAAAGAACACAGUGUGGAAACGCAGACACUGAUCAGAAGAAGAAAGACGCUUCAUGCUUUGCCACCAGUCCGCUGGUUGAUUGUGUCUUCGUGCAGUGGUGUUUUUUGGAUGUCAGUGUUUCAAAGACAAGGGAAUAUGUUUUCAUCAUUUUUUCAGUACAAACGUCUUUUGUACUCAUGUCCCAAGUUCAUGUAAAAAAAAAAAAGAAAAAAAAAAGACAUUGUCCUCUGUCACGUUAGCCUGAGUUCUCAUUUUCUUUUUAAGUUUUUGUAGUUAAACAACUUACUUUGUAGUAAAAUUGCUAUGAGUUUAAAAAAAAAAAAAAAAAUGAAUAAGCAAAUGGGAGCUUUUGUUGUGGCUCUUUGGUGAAUUUGCUUGCUCUUAAGAUUGUUACAAGGGUUAUUUGGUUUCCUAAAACCACGCACGUCACAAAUUUAAUCUUAAUGCCACGAAAACGGAAACAUGACAGUAGAAGUCACAAGCAGGACAGCACUUCAAUUUGACCAUUUAUUCACGCACAGACUCUUCGGCUAAACGCUCUUCUUCAACAUUCAAACUGGCAGCAGUGGAUUUUUAACCUGGACCUUAUUUUCCCCACUCAUUGCCACCUUGAGCCAAGAUUUACAGCAAUCAACUACUAUAGCCAUCAGUUUGCAGGCUGCACUGCAGUUUUCCCCGCCUACAUCCAAAUCUCCUGUCAACCUUUAGGUAUAUUCAAAGUAAUAUGA